AUGGUGCACACUAGUAAUGAUGGUAAUAAUGCUACGACUUACGCCCAUGAGUCUACAAGUCCUCUUUUCAUCCAUUCUUCUGAUAUUCCUGGUACAUGCCUUGUUGGUACUUCAUUUUCUGGGUCGGGUUAUGGGGGUUGGAAGAGAGGUAUAACGGUGUCUCUCUCUGCUAAAAAUAAGAUUGGACUUGUGGACGGGUCAUGUCCUAAACCAUCUUCUGAUGAUAAUCCGGCUAAGAUUCGUCAAUGGGAUAGAGUUAACAAUAUGGUAAUAUCAUGGUUGACAAGUUCUAUCUCACCAACCAUUGCUGAGAGUGUCCAGUACUCAGAGACUACUGAGAGUAUAUGGAAACAAUUGGAGCGUCGAUAUGGAACUGUAAAUAGAACUAAAAUCUUUGAAAUAAAAAAGGAAUUGGCUUCCAUACAGCAGGGUUCUCUUGAAAUUGCUUCCUAUUUUAACAAACUUAAAAAGUCUUGGGAUGAACUGGGGGUAAUGCGUAAGAGUCAUGGAAAGGAAUGCACUUGUGCUGCCAAAUCUGGGAUUGAAAAAGAUGAUGAGGAGGAUAAACUUUACCAAUUUCUCAUGGGUUUGAAUGACGUAUACGUGGGUGUUAGAAGUAAUCUGCUUAUGAUGCAUCCUCUCCCUUCUCUUGAUGAUGCUUAUAAUAUUCUUCUCUAA
This is a messenger RNA of Lycium barbarum (goji berry), 678 nucleotides long. RefSeq lists its product as uncharacterized. The transcript has a single exon. Bases 1 to 678 code for a protein of 225 amino acids. NCBI's taxonomy places the organism in Eukaryota, Viridiplantae, Streptophyta, Magnoliopsida, Solanales, Solanaceae. The record is from RefSeq and is a predicted model, not a curated record.